CCCCGACCCCCCCACCGCUGCGGGGGGCGGCGCGGCCCCGCGCCCUCCCGGCCGCUCUCCUCCUCGCCUGCUCGGCGCCGGCUCCGCCGGAUGCGAUGAGUCACGGGGCCGCGCGCAGCCCCGUUCCUCCCCCCGGAGCCCGGCCCGGCCCUGCUCGGGCGGCGCUGCCUGGCCCCGAGGGGUGGGGGCAGCCGUCCGGCGGCAUCAGCCUCUGCUGGUGGCGGGGCAUCCCUCACCGCGCACGGCCGUGGGGCGGGUCGCCUUUUGGCCCCGUUUCUCCUCCUUCUUUUCCGGACCUUCGCAGGGAAUGGGUUUGAAAGAUGAUGAUAGUGGAGACCAUGACCAGAAUGAGGAGAACAACACACAGAAAGACAGUGAGAAGGAAAAGAACGAUCGAGAGAAACCACAGAGUACCACCAAGAGGAAGGCUGUUGUCCCAGGGCCAGCUGAGCACCCCCUGCAGUAUAAUUAUACCUUCUGGUACUCCAGACGAACACCUGGGAGACCCACCAGCUCACAGAGUUAUGAACAGAACAUCAAACAGAUUGGCACCUUUGCCUCCGUGGAGCAGUUCUGGAGGUUUUACAGUCACAUGGUACGUCCUGGGGACCUGACAGGCCAUAGUGACUUCCAUCUUUUCAAAGAAGGGAUCAAACCUAUGUGGGAGGAUGAUGCCAACAAAAAUGGUGGUAAAUGGAUUAUCCGCCUGCGAAAGGGCUUAGCGUCACGAUGCUGGGAGAAUCUCAUUCUGGCAAUGCUAGGAGAACAGUUUAUGGUGGGAGAAGAAAUCUGUGGGGCAGUCGUCUCUGUCCGAUUCCAGGAGGAUAUUAUCUCGAUAUGGAAUAAGACAGCCAGCGACCAAGCCACGACAGCCCGGAUACGCGACACGUUACGAAGAGUGCUCAACCUACCUCCCAACACUAUCAUGGAAUAUAAAACACACACCGAUAGCAUCAAGCUUGCCAGGGCCUGGGAGGAGUUUCAUGGCCUGGUGAACAGCAGUGGCCGCUGAUCCAACGCUCCCCCUCCCUCUGUCACACCCAGGGGAUAACUCAAGCUUUCGAAACACAAAAAUCACAUUGUGAGAACAAGAGUUGGCACUCAGCUCCUCUCUCCGUGUUGAAAGCACUGAGAGGUCUCCACCAGUGCCCUCCGACCUCUGAAGGGACUCAUGGGCCACUCUCUCGCGCUCCUCCUUGAAGGAAGGAUCCAUCUGAAGCCCUCCAGCAGCGGUGACAAUAGAGGCUGAUUUUGUCAUACACAAACUUUUUUUUAGCAGUGGGGCGGGAGGCCAACCUUUCAAUUAGCAGCGUGCCCUUGGGGCCGCAUCUUGCAGCACUUUCCUCUCUUUCUCUACAUGGCAUGCAGGAUCUCUGGGAUUCUGCCGCAACAUCAGAGCCUUCUGCUGAGGGAUACCAGUAUUAUAAAUCUCUCUGCAGCUGGGAGGAGCUUCCCAGUUGAGAGUCAGCCCUAUGGUUUUCAAAUGCCCCCUUUCAGCUCUGCCAAUAAAUUAUUGGGUCUCUUUGUUUCUUUCA
Molecule: messenger RNA, 1535 nt
Organism: Strigops habroptila (Kakapo)
Lineage: Eukaryota; Metazoa; Chordata; Aves; Psittaciformes; Psittacidae
Gene: EIF4E2
Product: eukaryotic translation initiation factor 4E family member 2
Exons: 8
Coding region: 308-1012 (234 amino acids)
Biological process (GO): translational initiation
Cellular component (GO): cytoplasm; eukaryotic translation initiation factor 4F complex
Molecular function (GO): RNA 7-methylguanosine cap binding; translation initiation factor activity
Source: RefSeq, a predicted model, not a curated record